Messenger RNA from Saccharomyces eubayanus, 615 nucleotides. RefSeq lists its product as uncharacterized. The record is from RefSeq and is a predicted model, not a curated record. Bases 1 to 615 code for a protein of 204 amino acids. The transcript has a single exon. Lineage: Eukaryota; Fungi; Ascomycota; Saccharomycetes; Saccharomycetales; Saccharomycetaceae.
AUGAUGCCCUAUAACACACCUCCCAACAUCCAAGAACCAAUGAAUUUCGCGAGCAGCAAUACUUUCAAUUUCAAUCCAGAUACGAUCAGUUUCCCGAAUUUCAAGUAUGACCAUCUUCAGCAGCAGCAGCAGCAACAACUACAACAACAACAGCAGCAGCGUCCACCUCCGCUACAGCCGCAACAGCAACAACAGCCAAUAACUCCCCCUUUGUUUCUUGCAGGCGCCAACGCAAGCUCGAAUCCCAACAAGAAUGUCAGCACUAAUAACGUCCCUCCACUGCACUUUAGCGGGUCAUCCCAGCAUUACGCUGUCCCGGACAUAGAUCACUCCUCCAUAAUAUACAAGAACAAUAUCUGCAAGUCCUUCAAAGACGAUUUGUUUUUCUGCCCAAGAUCACUGCUGUCUGUAGAAGAGCAACAAGCGUGCGAAAAAAUGGAUAGACUGACUGCUGAACAAAUGUCACUACAUCAACAAAAUGCGCCCUCCAGCUCCAACUCCGGAUCCUUGUCUUCCUCCCCGCCAACUUCUGCGUCGUCUAUAUUCAACUCUAGGCCCAAAUUUAAUCCUUACACUUCACAAAGUUUUAAUCCUUUGGAAAGCGUACAAGAAUGA